Molecule: messenger RNA, 2566 nt
Organism: Lampris incognitus (smalleye Pacific opah)
Lineage: Eukaryota; Metazoa; Chordata; Actinopteri; Lampriformes; Lampridae
Gene: kcnn3
Product: potassium intermediate/small conductance calcium-activated channel, subfamily N, member 3
Exons: 9
Coding region: 1-2523 (840 amino acids)
Biological process (GO): potassium ion transmembrane transport
Cellular component (GO): plasma membrane; neuronal cell body; neuron projection
Molecular function (GO): small conductance calcium-activated potassium channel activity; calmodulin binding
Source: RefSeq, a predicted model, not a curated record
AUGGAGCCCCCUCCGUCUCUGAACCUGGCGCUAUUGGGAGGGAGCGAGGAGGAGGACCCACAGUUUCCCCUUCCCCUAGGCAGCAUGUCCCACACCUCCAUCACCGGUAACUACCCAGGAUCGAACCACUCCAACCACAUGGGAGGAUCCAGCCUCGACCGUCUCAACGGCAGCACCCCGUCCCAGUCCCCUGCCACGCCCAGCUUGCCCACGGCGUCGCUUCCCAAGCUGCCUCUGUCCUCCUCCUCCGGAGCGCAGUCUCUGCCCCCUCCCAUCCCCAACGCCCUGCAUCCCACCAGCACCCCGCUGUCCUCCUGCCUGGGGUCCCAGCACAGCCUGAGUGGAGACAACUCGACCGUCUACAACGCCCUCUUCUACUCCUCCCACUCGCCCUCCAUGGAGCGAGAGAGGGACAGAGAACGGGAUAGGGAGCGGGAUAGGGAGCGGGAUAAAGACAGGGAUAGAGAGAGGGGCUGUAAACACAGACAGGCCAGCCCCCUGGUCCACCGCAGGGACAGUAACCCCUUCACGGAGAUUGCCAUGAGCUCCUGUAAGUACACUGGAGGGGUCAUGAAGCCCCUGAGCCGCCUCAGCGCCUCACGCAGGAACCUCAUCGAAUCAGACAGCAGCAGCGAAACGAAAGAGGGCGGCGUUUCAGCUGUCGCCGGGGCAUUGGCCUCUGGGGGGCGGGACCGGGACCGGGAGGUACCCCCGACCUCCUCGCUGGCCCCGUCUUCUGCCAAUCAACCCCUGAUGCAGAGCCCGCCAGAGAUUGUGAUUUCAUCUAAAGAAGACUCGCCGUACGCCAGGGGGUAUGACAUCACUGACUGCACGUCCAACCAGAUGUCCAUCUACCACCAGAACCACGCUCUGGUGGAGAGCAGACAAGUGCUAAGCGGGUCGGGGGGCAUGGUGGCCGGCGGGAGGGGAAGCAGGCAGGGGGGGGCGGGGGCAGUUGGGACCGGGCCCAGGGGUAGCACCUCCAAAGCCCCCAAACGAAAGAACCAAAACAUCGGGUACAAACUGGGCCACCGCCGGGCGCUGUUUGAGAAGAGGAAGCGGCUGAGCGACUACGCCCUCAUCUUUGGAAUGUUUGGCAUCGUCGUCAUGGUGAUUGAGACGGAACUGUCCUGGGGUGUGUACAACAAGAGCUCCAUGUAUUCACUAGCCCUGAAGUGUCUGAUCAGCCUCUCUACAGUGAUACUGCUGGGCCUCAUCAUAGCCUACCAUGCACGAGAAGUACAGUUGUUUGUCAUCGACAAUGGAGCGGACGACUGGCGCAUCGCCAUGACCAUGGAGCGGGUGCUGCUGAUAGCCCUGGAGCUGCUGGUGUCUGCGGUGCACCCGGUACCGGGGGACUUUAAGUUUCAGUGGCGGGCACGCCUGGCCUUCACGUACACUCCGUCCCAGGCCGAGGCCGACCUGGACAUGGUGCUGAGUGUGCCCAUGUUCCUUCGCCUCUACCUCAUUGCCCGGGUCAUGCUGCUCCAUAGCAAGCUCUUCACCGACGCCUCUUCCAGGAGUAUAGGUGCCCUCAAUAAGGUGCACUUUAACACACGGUUUGUGAUGAAGACUCUCAUGACCAUCUGCCCCGGGACGGUGCUGCUGGUCUUCAGCAUCUCUCUGUGGAUUAUUGCUGCCUGGACCGUUCGGGUGUGUGAAAGGUAUCAUGACGCCCAGGACAUGACCAGCAACUUCCUGGGAGCCAUGUGGCUCAUCUCCAUCACCUUUCUGUCCAUUGGCUAUGGGGACAUGGUCCCCAACACCUACUGUGGCAAAGGAGUCUGUCUGCUCACUGGAAUCAUGGGUGCAGGCUGCACAGCUCUGGUGGUUGCCGUGGUAGCGAGGAAGCUGGAGUUGACCAAGGCCGAGAAGCAUGUGCACAACUUCAUGAUGGACACGCAGCUCACCAAGAGGAUAAAGAACGCGGCAGCCAACGUCCUGAGGGAGACCUGGCUGAUCUACAAACAUACCAAGCUAAUGAAGAAGAUUGACCACUCCAAAGUCCGUAAGCACCAGAGGAAGUUCCUACAGGCCAUACAUCAGCUACGCAGUGUGAAGAUGGAGCAGAGGAAGCUGAGUGAUCAGGCCAACACACUGGUGGAUCUCUCGAAGAUGCAGAGCGUGAUGUACGAGCUGAUGUCGGAGCUCAAUGACCGCAGUGAGGACCUGGAGCGCCAGAUGCUGUCUUUGGAGCAAAGGGUGGAGCAGCUUACCGCCGGCUUCACCGCCUUGCCGGCCCACCUGUCGGCAACCCUCAGCGCCCAGCAUGCCGCCCUGGUCCACCUGCUCCGAGAAAGAGAUGCCAGGGACGGACGAGGUGGAGGAGGAGGCGCUGUGGUUCCGCUGUCCCCGGCAUCGGCGCCAGCCCCGGGCUCCGUGUCUGCAGCACAGAUCUCAGCUCCGGCAAAGUCUCACGCUCCCGUAAUGAGCCUGGAGUCGUCGCUGAUGCCCCAGCCGCUGAGUCCAGAAGGGAGCCUGGAGGCCAGUCCCAGCCCCAACACCUGCACCUCCAGCUGCUGAAGGCAGCAACAAGGAAGAGAGGAGGGCAGAGAGGAGGAGGAAC